GAUUGAUUGAUCAAAUACUAGCCAGAAAAGUGAACCUCUAGCUACCAAAUCAAGUUCAUUUCGCAAAUCAAUGUCUUUGCUUAACUUAGAAGACUGAUGAAGUUUUCUUGAUGUUGGCCAUAAACUAGUAGAAUGAAGAUAUCAGUAGCAGGCUUUGUUAUACUAAUCAUAUGUUUCAUUUCAUUCUUUUUCUCAAUAAGCUGUUCAGCAGGAGACAAUCUUAAUGCAACUCAAUCACUCAAAGAUGGUGACACCAUAGUGUCUGCAGAAGGAAGUUUUGAGAUGGGAUUUUUUACGCCUGGAAAAUCCAAGAAACGUUAUGUGGGGAUAUGGUACAAGAAGAUAGCUAACGGGACAGUAGUUUGGGUUGCCAACAGAGAUAUUCCUCUCAAUGAUUCUUCAGGAGUGCUCAAGUUUUCUGAAGGAGAUCUUGUUCUUGUCAAUAGUACAAAUAACAUCAUCUGGUCUUCCAGGUUAUCUAGAUCAGCAACCAAUCCAGUCGCACGACUUUUGGAUACAGGAAAUCUUGUUGUGGUAGAUGUGAAUGAUGAUGACCCUGAAAACUUCUUGUGGCAGAGUUUUGAUUACCCUGGUAACGCAUUUCUAGCAGGCAUGAAGGCUGGCAUAGACUUGCGCACCGGCCUGAAAAGAGACCUGACAUCCUGGAAGAGUUCAGAUGAUCCUUCUGUAGGUGAAUAUUCAAACCGGCUUCAUCCUGGCGGAGUACCACAGAUUCUUUUAUGGAAGGGUUCAGUUUUGAGGUUCAGGUCUGGUCCAUGGAAUGGUCUCAGGUUUAGUGGUAUGCCAAACUUAAAACCCAACCAAAUUUACACAUUUGAAUUUGUUUUCAAUGAUACGGAAAUAUACUACAAGUAUGAACUGAUUAACAGCUCAGUUGUUACAAGAAUGGAGUUGACCCCUGAUGGAGCCCUGCAGCGAUACAUAUGGGUUGAUAGAACUCAGGAAUGGAACCUGUACUUAGGAGCAUCAAUGGAUGAUUGUGACAGGUAUGCACUGUGUGGUGCACACGGCAGUUGCAACAUAAACAAUUCUCCAGCGUGUGGGUGCUUGAAGGGAUUUGUUCCAAAAUUCCCCGAAGAAUGGGUUGCAGCUGAUUGGUCUAAUGGAUGUGUGCGGAAGGUAUCAUUGGAUUGCCGUGAAGGAGAGGAUUUUCUGAAGUAUUCUGGAAUUAAACUGCCUGACACACGGCAGUCUUGGUAUAAUAAGACCAUGAACCUUGAAGAAUGCAAGCGGGUGUGUUUGAAGAACUGCUCAUGUACUGCAUAUGCCAAUAUGGUUAUCAGGGGGGGAGGAAGUGGAUGCAUACUUUGGUUCAAUGACCUGAUUGAUAUUAGACAGUAUAAUGAAAAUGGGCAAGACAUUUACAUAAGAUUGGCUGCCUCAGAAAUAGCUGCAUACAGAAGUUCCAAAGGGAAAGAACGGGUGAGGAAGAUAAUCAUCCCUGUUUUAUCCUUUGCAAUAGUUCUCCUAGGUCUUUUUCUGAUCUUCGUUAUCUUGAAGAGAAGGAAGAAAUUUAGGAGAAAAGGGGCCGUGGUGCUGAAUCGAGAACAAGAGGUCCCUGAAGAAAGAGAGACAGAUGAUUUGGAGCUACCAUUAUUUGAUUUUGCUACAUUAACUGAUGCCACUGGUUAUUUUUCAAUGAGCAAUAUGCUUGGCCAGGGCGGAUUCGGAUCAGUGUAUAAGGGAACAUUAAAUGAUGGACAAGAAAUAGCUGUGAAGAGGCUUUCAGAGACAUCAAGACAGGGAAUUGAUGAAUUCAAGAAUGAAGUUUCAUGUAUUGUUAAACUUCAGCACCGCAACCUGGUGAAGCUUCUCGGUUGCUGCAUUCAUGCAGAAGAAAGGUUGCUGAUCUAUGAAUAUAUGCCUAACAAAAGCUUGAACUUCUUUAUUUUCGAUCAAAACCGAAGCAGAUUAUUGGAUUGGCCUAAGCGCUUCAAUAUCAUCAAUGGCAUUGCUCGGGGGAUUCUUUAUCUUCAUCAAGAUUCCAGACUAAGAAUUAUUCAUAGGGAUCUAAAAGCUAGCAACAUUUUAUUAGACUAUGAUAUGAAUCCAAAAAUUUCAGACUUUGGACUGGCUAGAAUUUUUGGGGGAGAUGAAACAGCAGCAAAUACAAAGAAAGUGGUUGGAACAUACGGCUACAUGUCUCCAGAGUAUGCAAUUGAUGGUCUCUUUUCCGUAAAAUCUGAUGUUUUUAGUUUUGGAGUGUUGGUAUUAGAGAUGGUCAGUGGGAAGAGAAACAGGGGAUUUACUCACUCUGAUCACAAGCUCAACCUUCUUGGACAUGCUUGGAGACUCUUUAAUGAAGAAAGGUUUAUAGAAUUGAUUGAUGAAUCGGUAAAGGACUCGUGCAACAUAGCCGAAGUGUUGCGUUCAGUUCAUGUAGGCUUAUUAUGUGUGCAACAAAGUCCAGAAGAUAGACCAAGCAUGUCAACUGUAGUUCUGAUGUUGAGUAGUGAUAUAGCAUUGCCUCAGCCUAAGAAACCUGGUUUUUAUGCUGAAAGGAGUUUGAUAGGAGGAGAUUCUUCAACAGGCAAGCAAGAUACAUCUUCAACCAAUGAAGUAACUGUUACAUUGCUAGAGGCUCGAUAAAAUACACGUCUUGUAUCAGAGCCUGUGAAAUUUUCAAUGCAUAUACAUCCUCAAUACAUGUUUUAAUCACAUUAUUUAA
Pistacia vera is the source of this 2689-nucleotide messenger RNA. RefSeq names its product G-type lectin S-receptor-like serine/threonine-protein kinase At4g27290. The transcript is spliced from 7 exons. Gene Ontology annotation, molecular function: ATP binding; protein serine/threonine kinase activity. Gene Ontology annotation, biological process: protein phosphorylation; recognition of pollen. Bases 133 to 2610 code for a protein of 825 amino acids. The record is from RefSeq and is a predicted model, not a curated record. Lineage: Eukaryota; Viridiplantae; Streptophyta; Magnoliopsida; Sapindales; Anacardiaceae.